Molecule: messenger RNA, 4743 nt
Organism: Hypanus sabinus (Atlantic stingray)
Lineage: Eukaryota; Metazoa; Chordata; Chondrichthyes; Myliobatiformes; Dasyatidae
Gene: ndst2a
Product: N-deacetylase/N-sulfotransferase (heparan glucosaminyl) 2a
Exons: 19
Coding region: 785-3481 (898 amino acids)
Cellular component (GO): Golgi apparatus
Molecular function (GO): deacetylase activity; heparan sulfate N-sulfotransferase activity
Source: RefSeq, a predicted model, not a curated record
CUCCGGCUAUGGCGUCCGAUGGAGCCCAACUGGUGGGGUUCUGACUGAGAAGCGGCGACUUCUGGCGUUUAGUGUCGCGCAGUUAUUUAAAGAAAGGCUCAAAAUCGUUUCCUCUCCCGGAGGUGCCGCUGAGGUCGGCAGACAGGACGCAGGCCUCUCAAAGUGCUCUGGUCCGAAUUUGUGAAGUGUCCGGGUUUUGGACUGAAAGAGGAAGUUAUUGGAGAUAACAUUCCCGUUGUUGCUGAAUUGCGGGUUUAAUCCCAGCCGCUGUCUAUAAGGAGUUCGUCCAUUCUCUCCUGGUGCCACGGCUUCCUCCCCAUUCCAAGGACGUACGGCUCGGAGAAGUUUGGGGGGGUCGACGCGUUUCUUCAUCGACUCUGGUUUCUUCCUCUGUCCCUGCGGCCGCCAGUUUAGAUUCCUGAAGCCCUUUUUUUUUGGAGCAACCAGCUGAUGAUCUCAUCCGGCCAGGAAUUUGAGUGGUCAUCUGUGUGGACAAGGCGACGGGGGAAGGGGGCAUUUUUUCAACAUGGCCAGCACUGGCCUGUUGCUGUGACACCCAGUCUGGUGCCUGUGAGAUUUUGAGCACAGAAGGGUGGAGCUUGGGGGCGGUUGUUGAUGGUGGACAGAGAGGGAUGGGAUUGUUUUGCCAUGGUCACGUAGAAUAAAUGGCAGCUCGUGAGGAGUGGCUUACUGCUUGUCGCUGCUGCUGGUCAUCCCCUCCUUUUCACCAAUCUCUCUCGGACACUCUUCCCGUCAGCGAGCCUGGGACAGCCCCGUGCUCACCAUGGUUAAGUUUUGGAAGUUUGUGCGGAAUUUCCGGCAACUUGAGCUGCACCGGCUGAUCGUGAUGCUCAUGGUAUUCAGCUUGGUCUCCAUGUGCUUCCUGGCCUACUAUGUCACCAACAGCCCCAAGAUCAAGGAGGCUUUGCCUCUGCCCAUCAGCGAUUGCAACAGUCAACACAGAAUGUCUCACCCUCCACGGCGUUACCUGCCCCCUCUGGACACGUCCAGGACUGACCCCGUGGUUCUGAUCUUUGCCGAAAGUAUUUAUUCUCAGCUGAUACAAGAGAUUGUGACUAUUUUGGAAUCGAGCCGCUUUAAAUACAGGACAGAGAUAGCCCCGGGGAAAGGGGAUGUGCCGACACUAACAGAGAAAAAUAGGGGACGUUUUGCCCUCAUAGUGUAUGAAAAUAUUUUGAAGUAUGUGAAUCUGGAUGCCUGGAAUAGAGAGUUGCUGGACAAGUACUGCAUAGAGUAUGGUGUGGGAAUUAUUGCUUUCUUCAAAGCCAACGAGAACAGCUUGCUAAGCGCGCAGCUUAAAGGGUUUCCUCUGUACCUGCACUCAAACCUUGGCCUGAAGGAUUACCACGUCAACCCCAACGCACCCCUGCUUUAUGUCACUCGAGCUAACCAGGUGGAGCAAGGCCCGUUGCCAGGUGACGACUGGACUAUCUUUCAGUCCAACCACAGCACCUACGAGCCAGUGCUGCUGGCCAGUACGAAGUCAGCAGAGCACAUCCCCCAUCUGAACAGCCACAAGGCACUGCACGCCACGGUGGUCCAGGACUUGGGUUUGCACGAUGGUAUCCAAAGGGUCUUCUUCGGGAACACCCUGAACUUCUGGUUACACAAGCUGAUUUUCGUUGACGCGAUCGCCUACCUCACUGGCAAACGACUGUGUCUGUCCCUGGAUCGCUACCUAUUGGUGGACAUUGAUGACAUCUUUGUGGGGAAGGAAGGCACUAGGAUGAAAGUGCUGGAUGUUGAGGCUUUGCUUCUGUCACAAAACAAGCUGAGAACUCUGGUCCCAAACUUCACCUUCAAUCUUGGUUUUUCCGGCAAGUUCUACCAUACAGGGGCCAGUGAGGAAGACGAGGGCGAUGACAUGCUGCUGAAGCACCGGAACGAAUUUUGGUGGUUCCCCCACAUGUGGAGCCACAUGCAGCCCCACCUCUUCCACAACGAGACUGUCUUGGCCGAGCAGAUGAAACUUAACAAACAGUUUGCACUGGAAUCCCAAGGUCUAGACAACUGGAUGGAUGUCCUAGCAGAAAAGACAGUGGAACAGCAAUGGCAGGACCAUGGAAUCCCGAUCAACAUGGGCUACGCCGUUGCCCCUCAUCAUUCAGGAGUGUAUCCUGUCCACACACAGCUGUACAAGGCUUGGAAAUCCAUCUGGGGAAUCAAGGUCACAAGCACAGAGGAGUAUCCCCACCUGAAGCCAGCACGGUAUCGCAGGGGAUUUAUCCACAACGGCAUUAUGGUUCUGCCCCGCCAAACCUGUGGGCUGUUUACACACACUAUCUUUUACAAUGAAUAUCCUGGAGGAUCCAAGGAACUAGAUAAAAGUAUUCAGGGUGGAGAGCUCUUCCUGACGGUACUGCUUAAUCCGAUCAGCAUCUUCAUGACUCACCUGUCAAACUACGGCAACGACCGGCUUGGCCUGUACACUUUUGAGAGUCUGGUGAAGUUCGUGCAGUGCUGGACUAACCUGAAGCUGCAGACGCUGCCCCCUGUUGAACUGGCUGCCAAAUACUUUGAGCUUUUCCCGGAGGAGAAGGACCCCGUGUGGCAGAACCCUUGCGAUGACAAACGGCACAAGGAUAUUUGGUCAAAAGAGAAGACUUGUGACAGGCUCCCCAAGUUCCUCAUCGUGGGCCCACAAAAAACUGGCACUACAGCUUUGCACUUUUUCCUGUCUUUGCAUCCUGGAAUUAUGAGUAAUUUCCCCAGUCCGGUCACCUAUGAGGAGAUUCAGUUCUUCAAUGGGGCCAACUAUCACAAAGGAAUAGACUGGUACAUGGAUUUCUUCCCCAUCCCGUCAAAUGUGAGCACAGACUUCACGUUUGAGAAGAGUGCAAAUUACUUUGAAUCGGAAGUGGUCCCCAAGAGGGCUGCAGCGCUGCUACCCCGGGCAAAGAUCAUCACCAUCCUGAUUAACCCUGCGGAGCGAGCUUAUUCCUGGUAUCAGCACCAGCGAGCUCACCAACUGCCGGCUGCCCUGAACUUCACCUUCUACCAGGUGAUCCGCGCCGGCCCAGAUGCUCCUCCAGAAGUUCGCCUUCUGCAGAACCGCUGCUUGAUUCCCGGCUGGUACGCCACCCACAUUGAAAGGUGGCUAGCGUACUAUCCACCUUCCCAGCUUCUUAUCGUCAACGGCUUAGAGCUGCGUAACAACCCAGUUGCUGUCAUGGAGAACGUGCAGAAGUUCCUCGGUGUAACCCCUCACCUAAACUACACUCAGGCACUGAUGUACGAUGACAACAAGAACUUUUGGUGCCAGAUUGCAGAAGGUGGAAAGUCAAAGUGUCUCGGCAAGAGUAAAGGGAGGAAAUACCCAGAGAUGGAUUCACUGUCACGAACAUUCCUGAUGAACUAUUACAAGGAAUACAACAUUGAACUGUCGAAGCAGCUGAACCGAUUGGGUCAGGCGCUGCCCAGCUGGCUGAGAGAGGAGCUACAACACAGCAGUUGGAGCUGAACUCGGGGCCCAGCCCACUGCCGUCGCUCUGCCAACGCCUGCUGGAAUCUUUCCUUCCUUUCAGAAAAAUUCAGCUGGCGCCCACCCACGGAUAGCACCUCGGGGGAAGGCAGUGUUGAGUUCGGUGCGAGGUUCCCGGGGACAAACAGAGAGCAGCCGCCAUCCUCGAGCCCCGACUGAAGGCAGCGUUUGUGUUGGUGAGCUGCCGGCGAGGGCCUAUGGCGGGAAGUACUUUGCACAAGCCACAAACACGGGACCUCGUGUCGGGCCAGUAGUGGUUUUACAGUGUACGUGACCACUUUGAAAUACUGAAGAGUACAGUGUUGAAGUAUAAUCCCUUGUCAAACUAUGGAAUAAUUGUUACAUCAGCUGCUUUGACACCAGUAGGGUCCUGGCCCCUAAAAUGGCGACAUUUCUACCCAGCACAGUGUGUAACUAACACUUGCUGUAAACCAGGUACUAAUCACGGUGGAUACCCAUUAAUUAUUAAAAUUGUACAUAUUUCCUUUUUUUGGGGCAAUUCACAGCUGCAGUCCGGGGGGAGUGGACAGUACACCAAGACAAGGGUUGUAGUUAACCAUUACCUCAUCAUUCAUGCUCCCAACUGUCUCUGGUAUCUGGAAUGUUGUGUGCAAAUUUAGUUUCUAAAAUGAAGAGUAAUCAGUGCUAGUGUUUAAAGAAAAGCCACUUUUCUCUAUCUGUGUACUGUCUCAAGAAUUACUAGUUAGACUUACUACAUUUUAAUCGAGGCCACCUAGCAGAUUUAAACUUGGGCCAGUGAGGAUUUCAGCUUCUUGUUUUGAACAGAACAAGCUGUAGCAAGAACCCUCCCUCCCCCAAACAUUUAUGUUGGACUUACUUCAUCUCCCAGUACAUCUCACUUAUUGUGUGUCAUUCACAUUGAAUGAUGUUAUUGGAGAAUUUUACUCUCAAACAGCUGAACGUAUGUUCUGAGAUGCAGCAUUCAGUGGAGCGAGGUUUUUUUUGGGUGUAAAUUUUGUGUGGUUAAAUGUGAUGUACUUUGUAAGGCCUUAAAUACUGGCUGGCACAAGAACGUUUGUGUACAUACUAUAUUGAAAACCAGUCCAGCCAAAACGAGCAGACGUGCCUGGGAAUCCUCACAACUGUGAAUUAAAACCAAAAAAUCAAUGGCAAGAUAAUUGCAACUUCCUUGAUCUGUUGUUAUCAUCAGUAAAUUUGAUGUAAGCAUCUCCAUUCUGCAGUCAAGCAUUUAAAAAUAAUAGAGGGUCUGUUCAAGUGUA